Anopheles bellator is the source of this 534-nucleotide messenger RNA. RefSeq lists its product as uncharacterized. The annotation marks the transcript as partial. The record is from RefSeq and is a predicted model, not a curated record. The transcript is spliced from 2 exons. NCBI's taxonomy places the organism in Eukaryota, Metazoa, Arthropoda, Insecta, Diptera, Culicidae.
AUGUCGAAAAAAAGUUUGGCGCAGCGGGUUAAGGACGAAAGUAGCUUUCUGGAGGCAGCGGCAGCCACGCCAGCAGUGCCUCCUCCUUUAAUUGGACCUUUAGGAUUAAGUGGUGCUUCGGCUCCGGGACCUUUGCUGGUUGCACCUCCACCAACGUUCAGUUCUCCGUCUGCAAAUAUCACUGUUGCAGCACCUUUGCGAGGAUCUGCGCCGUCUUCGUUUUCUGUUGCAGCACAGAAAAAUGGAUCAUCAACUACCAUCAAACCGCAAACAUCAUCAGCCGAGCCAGAGCAGCUUUACCAGCAAACACAAAAUCUUGACCAUGCCGGACAGCUAAACCUGUUGCAAAUGAUGCAUCCUAGCUUAGAGAUUACAGCAACGCCGACAAUGCCAAGGACACCUGGUUCUUCUCGGAAGAGCAGCAAGACAAAGAGUGAUUAUGGUGGCGAAAGAAAGCAACGCAAACCCCCGAUCAGUAGUAGUGAUUUGUCGGUUGCUUAUGGCGAUGGUACCGAGUACAGUGUGCCAGGAGAC